AUCAGGAAAGUUCUGCCGGAGGACAACCCUAUAAAUGCAAUGCUUGUGGGAAAUAUUUUGUGGAAAGGAUGGCACUUGCACUUCACAAGAGGGUCCGCACUGCAAACAUAUGUUUCAAAAAGCAAGCAUCUGGAAGAGACGAGGAUAACGAACCGCAAUUCACGAGCCACCAGAAAAUCACCAGAGGAGGAAAAAAAUACCAGUGUCAGGAAUGUGGGAAGCGUUUUGCCAGGAAUUUCUUCCUUCAGGUGCACCAGCGAGUCCACAUAGGAGAAAAACUAUACGAAUGCCAGGAAUGUGGAAAAUGUUUUCCUUCCACUUCUACUCUUCAUGCCCACCAGAGUGUCCAUACGGAAGAAAAACCAUACAAAUGCCCGGAGUGUGGAAAAUCUUUUAAUCACAAUUCAAACCUCGAAUGUGGAAAAUCUUUUAAACGCAGUUCACACUUUCUGAGACACCAGAGAGUUCACACUGGAGAGAAACCAUACAGAUGCCAAGAGUGUGGAAAAAGUUUUGCAAAAAAUGCAAACCUUCUGACUCACCAGAGUGUCCACACGGAAGAAAAACCAUACAAAUGCCAGGAAUGUGGAAAAUCUUUUAAAUGCAGUUCACACCUUCUGACACACCAGAGAGUCCACACAGGAGACAAACCUCACAAAUGCCAGGAGCGUGAGAAAACUUUUAAUCACAAUUCAAACCUCCUGAGACACCGGAGAGUCCAUACAGGAGACAAACUAUACAAAUGCCAGGAGU
Messenger RNA from Pogona vitticeps (central bearded dragon), 753 nucleotides. The record is from RefSeq and is a predicted model, not a curated record. Lineage: Eukaryota; Metazoa; Chordata; Lepidosauria; Squamata; Agamidae.